Messenger RNA from Salvelinus fontinalis (brook trout), 3995 nucleotides. RefSeq names its product sulfhydryl oxidase 1-like. Gene Ontology annotation, cellular component: Golgi membrane. The record is from RefSeq and is a predicted model, not a curated record. Lineage: Eukaryota; Metazoa; Chordata; Actinopteri; Salmoniformes; Salmonidae. Gene Ontology annotation, biological process: protein folding. Gene Ontology annotation, molecular function: protein disulfide isomerase activity; flavin-dependent sulfhydryl oxidase activity.
AUAUGGAUGCAUCAACUCACAUCAACAAAGCUCAAAUCAAUUAUAUCGCCUCCGUCCUUGUUUAUGAAUGUAACCCUGCUUCUUCGGCGGUCAAAGGUUGGGGGAGGGAGUUGGACGAGUGAAAAAGUUUCUAUAACUUUCAUAUUCAGUGGUUGCCUUGCUCGGACCUGGUAGCUGUCAGAAAAGCAUACGAAGAUGGCGUGGCGCUGCUACCGUGCCACGUCUAGGUUUACAGGGAAAAUACACGCAAAUUUGAGAGAGUCAUUCAUAUCUACUAUCUUAUUUGUGUGUUUACUUUUUCCUUUUACCACCGAAGCUGGCUUGUACACCGCUUCUGAUCAGGUAGUCGUUUUAACCCCGGAUAAUGUGGACAGCGUUUUGUUCAAUUCUACAGCCGCACUGGUUGUUGAGUUUUACGCCUCUUGGUGCGGGCAUUGUAUUGCUUUUUCUCCCGUAUGGAAAAGUCUCGCAAGCGAUAUUAAAGAGUGGAAACCGGCUGUGGAUUUAGCUGCCAUAGACUGUGCUAAUCAAGAUAAUGGGCCGAUUUGUUCCCGUUUUGGUGUCAGGGGGUACCCAACACUGAAGUUCUUCCACGCUUACUCCAAACUUGACUCCAAGGGAGAAGGUUUCAGAGGAUUUCCUCCUAAUGUGAGGGGUUUACGCCAUAAGAUCAUUGACAAGAUGGAGACCCAUGCGGUUCCCUGGCCCCCUGCCUGCCCUCCUCUGGAGACUGCUAGCAGAGCAGAGCUUGACAACUGCUUUGAGACAAACAGUGUGGGACACCUGGCCUUGCUCUUUGAGACCUCUAACUCAAAUGUGGGCAGAGAGUUGACUCUGGACCUACUGCAGUAUUGGAAAAUAGCUGUGCGGAGGGUCCUGAGCACUGAGGAUGGCCUGGUAGCUAAACUGAAUGUGACCGACUUCCCCUCCUGUUACCUGUACUAUCCUAGUGGGAUCUUCACCAGGCUCCAUGUACAACUUGAGGCCCGGACCUUCUACACCUACGCCCUCCAGAGGCUUCCUGGGGUAGUGCGGGCCGGAAAGUCACUGCCAGUGACCUCUGACCUUGCGAAAAACACAACAGAGGACCAAUUGAGACCAUUUAACAGGUCUCGUGUGUAUAUGGCAGACCUGGAGUCUACUCUGCACUACUCUCUGCGCGUGGAGCUGGCAGCUCACCCUGUCAUCAAAGGAGAGGCACUGAGCACACUACAACGCUACAUCUCAGUACUAGCGAAGUACUUCCCUGGUCGUCCUGUGGUGAACAACCUGCUGAAGUCUGUGCACACGUGGCUGAAGGGUGAGAAGGACACAGAGCUGUCCUACAGCUCUCUGAGGGACGCUCUGGACAACACUGCAGAGGUACCUAAUGCUGCGCUGCCUGAGGGGGUGAGGUGGGUGGGCUGCCAGGGCUCCAAGCCCCACUUCAGAAGGUACCCCUGUGGCAUGUGGACCCUUUUCCAUGUCCUUACUGUACAGGCCGAGGAAGCUGCUGGCAAAGACCCCCAGGAGGUGCUCCAGGCAAUGAGGUCAUACAUCCACAGUUUCUUUGGCUGUCAGACAUGUGCCACCCACUUUGAGAACAUGGCCCAGGAGAGCAUGUCCCAUGUGGGGACACUGUCCUCCGCUGUGCUGUGGCUCUGGUCCCACCAUAACCACGUAAACAAUAGACUGGCAGGUGCUCUGAGUGAGGAUCCCCACUUCCCUAAAAUCCAGUGGCCGUCCCCAGAGCUGUGUCCCAGUUGCCACGGGGUUAAGAAUGGAGAACACAUCUGGAACCAGGAAGAGCUGCUCACCUUCCUCCGCUCCCACUUCUCUUCUGAACACCUCCUCUCUGACUACCUGGAGGAGAAGGCGGCCCAGCUCCUCAGCAGGCAGAAGGAGAGGCUGGUCGCCAGGCAUCAGGAGAAGGAGCAGGAGGCCAGGCAGACCCAGGACACCUUGGUCAAACCACUGCCGGAGGUGGAGGAAGAAGUGGCUAAAGAAGAGCCAGCAGAAGAGAAGGAGGCAGAGAGGGCAGGAAAAAAGGUGCAGAUGUCUGAACCCCCACCCUGGGUAAAGCCCAAGGCAGAUGUGUCCCACCAGCCCCAGCGCAGGCCCAGCAUCGUGGGGCUGAAGUUCAGGCCCCCACAGGAGGAGAUUGUAGACCUGGACUCCUUCAUCAACCAGCACUACAAGGCCAAGGCCCAGGCCCUCCGCGCUGCAGCCAGAGUGUCCUCCCGUGUCAAACUCAGGACCCUGCAGAAGGAGCCGCAACCUGGAGCCAGCCUGGAACAGGGGCCAGUGCUGCGGCUUGGGAUGCAGCCCGUGGAGCCGGCGGACUUGUUAGGGCAGCACAACACGCUGCAGAAGAGGAUUCUGACGGGCAAGUACACUGGGUCAGAGGAGGAGGGGGCUCUGGAGAUGUACCCGCACCCUAACAAGAGGCGCUGGAUGUCCUUGCUGAGCGUGGGCUUCUCCAGACUGAACAUCAGCCUGUGUGUGCUCCUCUACUUCCUGUUCUCAAUGUGUCUGCUGGCCAUGUACCUCUUCUUCAAGAACUGCCGGCGGCAGCGACUGGCCAAGGUGGCUCUGCCAUGAGUCAACAUUACCUGGCAAUGCUACUGUAGAUUUACCCAUACUGUGACGCUGUGGUCAGUUCCGAAACCCUCCAACUGAAGGAUUCGUAAUGUUCCGCAUCAAUGGAUUGCUUCAUGGUGCUUGCAUUCAGGAUAAUAAUUUAUGACCCCAAAAUAUUUAGCCUUUUUUGACCACUUCUGAAGGAUGAAUUAAAACACCAGGGAAUUAAUGGGAUUUUAUGAUUUUUUGUGAAAACAACUAAAGGGGUUUAUUUGAUAUUUAUUGUAAUUCUUAGGCUGUAUAUAAUGACAAAUUAAGUUAUGUGAAAAAAUAAUCACUGUAUAGAGUUUUAUGGAUAAAAGCCCUAAUGUAAUAGAAACACUGCUCUUCUCUUAGAUCUGUCACUGCCAGCCUUUCCAAAGAGUUCUAUAAGCUGUGUACUCUAACAACUAUUUUAUAUUCUUAGAAAGAAAUCAACCUCCAUUAGAAAAUGUGAUUUUACAAAGAGAAAUGUGCCUUUAAUGUCAUUUUGGAAAAACAGUGGCUGAAAGUAUAUUAUCCAUAUUGAUUUUAGCAUAAAGCAAGUAGAUGUUUCCAAAUAAAUAAAGAUACUAUAUGAUAAAAUGUAUGUAUGUAUGUAUGUGUGUGUAGUCAGAUUAAUGUUGUUUAUUGUUCACACUAUAGAAUUUGUUCUUAUUCUAUGGUUCACACAUUCUGAUCCAAAGUGGUCUAUGUUGUGACUGGCCAUACCAUGCUAUUGUCUGAUUGGCUAGUGCAUCUUACAUGUCCCAAUUAGCUUUGCACAAUAGAGUUUAGACAUGAAUGAAGUGUUGUAGAGCAGCACUUGUUCACAGGUUACAAAAUAAGCAGGAUGGGGGUUUUGGCUGGUAUCCAUUACAUUAGGCUUACUGGUCUCACUCAACUUGAGAUACUGUGUUUUGCUUUGCUUAUCUCAAUCAAUCAAAUUAUUUUUGCUAAGAUUUUGCAUCGUUGUAAUUGUUCAAUAGUGGACUUUAAUAGUUCUCCUAGAGCAAGUUGCACUGUUAGAAUAUACACUAUAACUACCUUUCUGCUGUUUUAUAACUAGAUUAAUGUAAACCAAAUGUACAUACAGUAUACCAUCAAUAUCCAAAGUACCUGAGAUGCCAGAUUAUUCAUUUUUUUUCUGUCCCUCCACAGCUUUCCACUUUGUUUUGCAUGAGGUUUUAUGAGUAACAUUCAAAUGUUUUGUUUUGAGGAAGGGGGUAGGUUAAGGAGUGGUGGGGGUGUCUGUAGGUUGAAGGAAAAAGGCUGUUACCAUCUGGUCUGUUGCGCUAGCUAAAUCCUAACAAUUUCAUUGGGAUUAUAGCAAGUGAGUAAUCCAGUUUUCCUUUGGGCUGUGGGAGAUUACCGUGAGGAUUAGCUCCCACCCGAUAAUAAACUUUAUUAAAACGCAA